Molecule: messenger RNA, 604 nt
Organism: Xylaria bambusicola
Lineage: Eukaryota; Fungi; Ascomycota; Sordariomycetes; Xylariales; Xylariaceae
Exons: 2
Coding region: 197-520 (107 amino acids)
Molecular function (GO): nucleic acid binding; zinc ion binding
Source: RefSeq, a predicted model, not a curated record
ACAGGCUAAUAAGUUCAUCACAGAGGGCCAUUUCUCAAGAGACUGCCCUCAGGGAGGCGGUGGCGGCACGCGAGGAUGCUACAACUGUGGUCAGGAAGGACACUCAUCUCGCGAUUGUACGGAGCCCAAGAAACUGAUCUGCCGGAACUGUAACGGAGAAGGUCACACGUCCAAAGAGUGCCCCGAGCCUAAGGACAUGUCUAAGGUCCAAUGCCGCAACUGCGAUGAGUAUGGUCAUGAUAGUCGAGGAUGCCCGAAGCCUCGCGACUAUAGCCGAGUCCAGUGCCAAAAUUGUGGAGAGUAUGGCCAUACCAAGGUUCGUUGCAAGAAAGAGACAGUGGCCCCCGACAACUUUGAUGAAGGCAACACUGGCGAUGGCGGGUUUACAGGAUUUAAGGGGGCUCCCGAACCGGCUUCAGAUGGCUGGAUGAAGGAGGCCAGUGCAAAUGCAACCACAGCCAAUGCGAAUGCAACCACUGCCAGUGGCGAUGGAUGGGGCGCUGGUGGAGCAGACUGGUAAAUGUCUCGAUGGGCCAUACUAUGGUUAUGAGAGGAUUUGAAGAAGACUCUGGGUCAUUUGCUAUCAUUGCCUCGUCAUCGAGAG